AUUUUAACUCAGCAUUUUGAACUUUGUUAAAUUCGAAGUGAAACAUUGUGUGAUCUGCAGUAAAAUAUGUCCUUAGACAGUUCUUGGGCCAAGGACUCAGUUACUUCUGUUUCUGGCCCCAGUGGUAAAAUGAGACCUCACUCUGGAAUACCACCAACAAAAACUUUACCUCAAAUGAGCAAAGAUAGGACAAAAUCUGCUACCAGUAGAAGCGUUAGGUCGAAAUACACACUUAUGGAGAAUUCCUUGCCUCAGCUCAGUAACAAACCUAAAAUGAGUAUUUCUAGACACAAUAAAAGUCAAGAAACUAAUGAUAGUUUGUCUGCUGCAGACGAGGGACGUAUGAAAGAUAUCUUAUUCGUGAGGAAAAUGUUGGUGAUGAACAAGAAGCAAGAACUUUUGCUGAGCAAGCGUCUUGCAAACUUGUUGGAGGAAGAGGAUGAAACUAAAAAACUUGAGCAGAGAGAAAAGAGUACAAAGCUGAAAAGGAACCCAUCCCAUAUUAAGCUAUUAGCUAAGUAUGAAAAUAAUACUUGCGACCACAUUGGUGAAAAUACAAUUCCUGAAACGCACAGUAAAGGAGUUCCUAUUGAAGAUGAGGUAUCCGUAGAUGAGAAAACUACAUUAAUAAACAAGACAGAGAAAAAAGACCCGAAUGACACACCAAACAAAACAGCAGCAGCUAAGAAAAUGCAGUAUGACCUAAAUGGUAGGAGAAUCUACUAUUAUGACGACCUUGAAGAUGAAAGAAAAGAUGAUGAGUUGAAUUUAGAUAAAAUCCCAAUACAUUUUAACGAGUAUUCUGAGAUCAACAAAACACCUGUUAACCCAAAAAAGAAACAGUUUAAAAAAUCAGCCACUUACAUUAAAAAACAUGGCAGUUUGGAAAGGAAACCAAUGUCCAAGGAUCAAUUGAAAGUCAGAAAAGAAGGUGGAAAUUUUAAAGAUUGUAACGUGGAAAAUUCGUUGGGAAUUUCUUUAAACUCUGGAUCUGGUGGGGAUGGAAAAAACGUACAAACUAUAGUUGUCAAUUGUUCCACGGUUGUUAAAAGCUGCUCAACACCGAAGAAGAAUCUUAAGGUUUGGAAUUAUGAAAGACUUUCAGAUUCAAGAUGUGAGAACCGUGGGAAUAGUGAAAAUGUUUUGUCUGAUGACAGUAAACAAAACAGUGAAACAUUGAGAAACAAAAGGUCAAAUAGACCACUCAACUGUGAUCAAUAACUUUCAAAAUGGAGGGAGAAAUAAUCCAUAACUGUAGGUAAUAGAGUAGCUGAAACGAAUCAAAUUUUGAAAAAAAUGCACAGAUACCAACU
Molecule: messenger RNA, 1313 nt
Organism: Macrosteles quadrilineatus (aster leafhopper)
Lineage: Eukaryota; Metazoa; Arthropoda; Insecta; Hemiptera; Cicadellidae
Exons: 3
Coding region: 67-1221 (384 amino acids)
Source: RefSeq, a predicted model, not a curated record